Molecule: messenger RNA, 777 nt
Organism: Glarea lozoyensis ATCC 20868
Lineage: Eukaryota; Fungi; Ascomycota; Leotiomycetes; Helotiales; Helotiaceae
Product: Phosphoglycerate mutase-like protein
Exons: 2
Coding region: 1-777 (258 amino acids)
Biological process (GO): ribose phosphate biosynthetic process
Molecular function (GO): sedoheptulose-bisphosphatase activity
Source: RefSeq, a predicted model, not a curated record
AUGUCGACACCGAGAGUUUUUGUCAUCAGACACGGCGAGACGGAAUGGAGUCUGAAUGGGAGACAUACGGGCACGACGGAGCUGCCGCUGACGGAGAACGGGGAGAAGAGGAUUAAAGCGACGGGGAGGGCGUUGGUGGGGGAUGAUCGGUUGAUUGUUCCUAGGAAGUUGGCGCAUAUCUUCGUCUCCCCCCGCCACCGCGCCCAAAAAACCCUCGAACUCCUCAACCUAGGCUGUUCCUCCAAAUACCCCUGGUCCGACCACUCCACGGCCCCAGACGACAUCCGCACGCACGCCUCGAUCCAAAUCACAGACGACAUCCGCGAAUGGGACUACGGCGCCUACGAGGGCAUCACGUCGCCUGAGAUCCAGCGCCAGCGCAAAGCCGAGGGCUUACCACCAUGGGAUAUCUGGCGGGAUGGCUGUCCUGAGGGGGAGAGUCCCGAGGACGUAACGGCGCGGUUGGAUCGGCUUAUUGAGACGAUUAGGAGGGAGUAUCAUGGGCCGUGUCUUGCGGGGAAGGGGGAGAAGGAUAAGGGGGAUGUGCUGGUUGUGGCACAUGGACAUAUAUUGAGGGCUUUUGCGAUGAGGUGGGUAGGCAAGACGUUGCGGGAUGGACCGACGUUUCUUUUGGAGGCCGGGGGUGUUGGGACGUUGAGCUAUGAGCAUAAGAAUGUGGAGGAGCCGGCUAUUUUGCUGGGAGGCGCGUUUAUGGUUGAUGUGGUUGAGAAUGCGGAGAGGGAUCAGGAGAAGGAGAAAGAGAAGGAGGGGAAAUAG